AUGAUGCUCGGAGAAGAGUCUGAAUCCGCAGACUAUUGGAAAAAAUGCGGCGAUGAUGCAAAUGCCUAUGGUAUUAAAGGCGUGAUAAUGAUGGGUGCUCAUUGGGACUGCGUUGGCACAAACAAAAUCGAAGUCUCUAUGAAACCUCACCCCGGAAAGUCACCAGUAGCGUACGUCAAAUCGUCCAAGUAUAUGGACUAUGAACUUGUUUCCGACUUGAAGACUGGCGAAAAGUGCAUCGAGGCGUUGUCGGCCGAAGGUUUGGAGGUAACCGGCAAUGAUGAAUUUGACUGGAUCCACGACACAUAUCUAAUUCUAAUUCGAAUGUUUCCCAACAAAUGCCCACCAACAACUAUUAUCUCCAUGAAUGCUCGGUACGAUCCGCACUUCCAUGUGCGAGUGGGUGCGGCUCUCCGCCCUUUUCGAGAACAGGGCUAUCUUCUUAUCGGUACCGGAGGGGCAGUUCAUAACCUGUACCGCAAUGUUUGGAGUCCCAUGACGAAAUAUCUUGACAAUUUCGCCCAGGAGACGCCCCCAGGAGACUGGGCCAUGGACUUCCGGCAGGCCGUCGAAGACGUGAUUUCGAAUAAUAGUGGGCCUAGUCUACGCCGUGCAAUGACGCGCUUGAUGAAACAUCCGAAAUUCAGGGAUGCUCAUGGCAGUGAUGAUCAUUUUAUGGCUGCUCUGUUUGUGGCAGGGGCUGCCGGCAGUGAGGACGACAAGGACUCAUAUGGAAAGCUAAAAGCAGAGACGUGGGAGCUUACGAACAUGUGCAAUUCGCACCCACUGUCGGUGACAGACGCAGCGCCCACCUCCGAGUGUCCCAUAGGGAGUGACAAUAAUUUUGGGCCGCGAAUUUCUGUGGGCUGUCGCUCGUUUGACUUUGCCCUGUUGUUUGAAGAUUCCUUCUUUGUCCUUCUACCAGCCGCCGUCUUCUUGCUUCUCUUACCAUCCCGUUGGCGUCAAUUGCAGCAUCAAGCGGUCAAAGUAGUGGGAUAUAAGCUCGCGAUUCAGAAAUUGAUACUUCUGGCCACUUUAUUCAUUCUCCACGUUGUCUACACGGCUUUCCAAGCCAAAUCCCCGGCCCUUCGAACAGGAGCAUCUAUCCCCGCUGCUGUGAUCAACAUUGCCGCCACUCUCGCAGCCAUAUGGACAUCAUUUCUAGAAGACCAACGCUCCAUUGCGCCGUCUUAUAUCCUUGUGCUCUACUUUUCCUCCGCGAGUCUUCUAGCAUUGCCGCGACUGCGGUCACUCUGGUUGAUCGCAGGUGAGGAUGGGGUCACCGUUUGCCGCGGUCUUUGGACCACAAUCUUCAUCGUCACGGUCCUGGUUUUAUUUGCGGAGUCUGCAAGCAGGUUCACAUCAUUGCAGCCUCUGUAUCAGCUGCGUAACAGAGAAGAGCGCAGCGGUUUCUGGGGUCGAAGCUUUUACGUUUAUUUGCUUCCCUUGCUCAAAGCGGGUAAUUCCAAGGUGCUCGAGGUUGAUGACUUGCCAGAAGUCGAUGCUGAACUUCAGGGCGAAGAUUCAGGAGAUAGACUACGGCGGCAAUUUGCGACAAGGCGUGCAUCAGGCAAGAAUAUACUAAUUAGGGCUGCAUUUGCUGCUUACAGGCCUAUUUUCCUUUGGGCAAUUCCGUCUCGUCUUGCUCUCAGUGCUUUUAGCUUCUCACAGCCUUUCUUAAUUACUACCACUAUCAAUUUCAUGGGGGCCUCCCCAACCCCAGAGAAUAAAAAUUAUGGGCCAUCGCUAGUUGGAGCAUAUAUUCUCGUGUACUCUGGCAUUACUAUCUCAACCGCCGUCUACUGGAGACAAACCAAUCGCCUAAUCUCUGUUUUGCGAGCUGGCCUAGUAUCUAUGAUCUACGAUAAAACACUUGGCCUUCAGCCUGAGGAUCUAGAAAACUCGGCGGCUGUGACACUUAUGGGCACUGAUAUCGAGCGAAUUGCUUAUAACCUAAGAACGGUUCAUGAACUAUGGGCGUCUAUUGUCGAAAUUGCCAUAGCCCUAUGGCUUCUAGGACGUCAGGUCGGCGUGGCUUGUGUUAUUCCAUUGGUGAUUGCACUAGUCUGCGUAGGAACAAUGAUUCCUAUCUCCUCUCGAUCUGGUGUUGCUCAGAAGGAGUGGAUCGAGCGUGUACAGAAGAGAGUGGCCAUUACAUCGACCAUGGUAGGAGAUAUUAAAGCCAUGCAAAUGCUAGGCCUCUCAAAAGCCUUAUCGACAAUUGUGUCGAAGCUUCGACAGAUUGAAGUGCAGACUUCUUUACGAUUCAGAAAACUCCUUAUCUGGCAAGUUGUCAUUUCAAAUGUACCGCUUGAUUUCACUCCAUUUGUGACUUUGGUAAUCUACGCUGGCAUUUCAGUCUCCAAGAAUGACGAAUCUUUACUUUCCGCUCAAGCUUUCACUUCUCUCGCUCUUAUAUCUCUCCUCACGUCACCUCUUCUUCAAUUUUGCCAAGCCAUUCCGUCGUUUAAACAAGCCAUUUCCUGCUUCGAUCGGAUUGAAGAGUAUUGCAACAAGGAUUCGGACUACGACCCACAGGAUCUCGCUUCUCCUAGCUCUGAUUCGAGUGACCUUGAAUUACAUAAUAUCUUGACUCCUCCGCCGAUCGCCUCAUCAUUGAUCUCGUUUCAGGAUGCAGCAAUUUCAAGGUCUCCCACUUCGCCACCAAUUCUAAACAACCUUAAUUUUGAGAUUCGUCGUGGCAUAACUGCUAUAAUUGGACCAAUUGCUAGUGGGAAAACAACCCUGCUUGAGGCUAUGCUAGGCCGUCAUGUCCUUCAAGGAAGUCCCGCGCCUAUCCCCAUAUCUCGUGCCGCCUAUACCCCACAAACUCCGUGGAUUAUGAAUACGACAAUCAGAGAAAAUAUUAUUGGAACAAAUGAGUUUGAGCAAAAGUGGUAUGACUUUGUGGUAUCCUCCUGCGGCCUUGAAGAUGAUUUGAAGAAUCUCUCUGGUGGCGACCAACGAUUGGCGGGAAGCAAAGGGGCAUCUCUAAGUGGUGGUCAGAAACAGCGUGUGGCCUUGGCCCGAGCUGUCUAUUCCAAACUUGACUUGCUUGUUUUUGACAGCCCGUUUAGUGGACUCGACUCUAGUGUUCUAGAAACAAUUACACAGCAACUAUUCAGUGAAGAUGGACAUUUCAAGCAAGCGGGGCGGUCAGUGGUUCUAGUGACCAACAAUUGUGAGAAUAUUCAGUCCGUGCUGCAUGCCAUUACUAUUCUAAUCCGUGUAGACCAAAUCCUCUCUCAUGCAGACGACAUCAUUGUCUUAGAUAAAGGAACGAUAUUCGCCCAAGGUCCAUAUGCUGAUAUAGUAACUGAUAUGCCUCAUAUCUUCAGCAAACUCCAACUGAAUACACCCGAGGAGCAAGUCGAGCUCCAGCCUGCUCCUCAGCAACUAACCAUUGAACGCUCGCGCGAGGAGUUGGAUGAAUAUGAGGAAAAUUUGAAGACAAAAAACUCUACAUUGGCACAAAACGGCUCUUGGUCGGUUUAUUCAUACUAUAUCGGAGCCGCUGGUUGGACCUUAUUUAUAUUCUCACAGGCAGCAAUUAUGGUAUCGUGUUUUUCUUCUAGCUUCUCCUGUUACUAUCUGGGUCCAGUGGUGGGUCGACGCAAAUACCGAGAAACCAAAUCAACGCCUUGGUCUCUAUAUCGGGGUUUACGGAGUAUUGACCUUUUCAUCAAUAUUUGGGAUCGCAGCGUGUUGCAGGCUAUAUAUAAUAGACAUGCUCUCCCGAACUUCUCUGAAAUUACACGCCGAUUUGCUGAAUGCUGUGCUAGGGUAACAUUGAACUGGUCGCAAAAAUUCAGCCAGGAUUUGGAACUAAUGGAUUUGAUGUUUCCUACAUAUUACCUAAACUUCAUUGAUGCCCUGGGCAGUUUGACCGUUAAAUUGAUCAUAAUCUGCGUGGUUGGCAAAUAUCUCGCCACUUCAGUGCCUUUCGUUGCUGUUGUGGUUUAUUUCAUCCAGUCCUUUUAUCUCCGCACCUCACGCCAGAUCCGCAUCAUGGACAUCGAGGUGAAAGCACCGCUAUACACACAAUUCCUUGAAACCAUUGACGGAGUCGCCUGCAUUCGUGCUUUUGGCUGGAGGUCUACAUUCCGUGCGCGCAGUCAACACAGACUCAAUGAGAGCCAGAAGGCGUUUUACAUGUUUUGGAGCAUUCAGCAAUGGCUUCAACUUGUUAUUAAUUUAUUGGUCGGCGCGAUUGCAGUUAUUUUAGUCGCAACGGUCACCUCGUUGAAAUCGCAAUUUAAUGCGGCCAGUGUCGGAGUCGCGUUAAACUUGCUUCUAUCGUUUAAUGAAAAUUUGACGCGGGCGAUCAAGAUGUGGACUAUGGUUGAGAUGAGUAUUGGUGCCGUCACUCGCAUCCAGACUUUCUCGAAGGAUACGCCAAGAGAGGAAGAGCAGACAACAGGUCUUCUCGACGAAUCAACAAGGGAUUGGCUUCAAAAGGGCGAUGUUCAGUUUCACAACAUCAGUGCGGGAUAUAGUACCUCGCCGAGCACUAUUCUCAGGAACAUUUCUCUUAAAAUCCGGCCCGGCGAAAAAGUUGCAGUCUGCGGCCCUUCGGGUUCGGGGAAAACAUCUUUUAUAAUGGCCAUUUUGCGCAUGCUAGAUAUACGCGCAGGAGAAAUAAAGGUGUCUGGCACUGAUAUUACAACAGUCCCGCGCUCACUACUCCGUAGUACCAUCAAUGUUAUUCCGCAAGAGCCACUACUUCUUCCCGGCACCAUCCGCUUCAAUCUCGAUCCACAAGGCCUCGCUUCCGACGACAAAAUUGAAUACGCAUUAACAAAAGUUGACAUGUGGAAACUCGUGCUGUUGAAGGGUGGCCUGGAUGCGGAGUUGGAAGUCCAACAUUGGUCAGUUGGACAAAAGCAGCUAUUUGAAUUGGCUAGGGCGAUUGUCGUGCAGAGUCCUAUUCUAAUCCUAGACGAGGCUACGAGCAGCAUGGACUGGGAAACCGAAUCAACAAUGCAGUCUGUCAUCGAAACCGAGUUUGCCGAGCAGACUGUCAUUGCUGUGAUCCAUCGCUUUCGAUACAUCGAUCGAUUCGACCGAGUUUUACUAUUGAAGCAUGGCUGCCUGGUGGAAAACGGCGAUCCAACCUCUCUGCUGGCUGCAGACUCGGAGUUUCGGAAAUUGCAUCAGGCGUGGAAGAAGGAGUAG
This is a messenger RNA of Talaromyces rugulosus, 5175 nucleotides long. RefSeq lists its product as uncharacterized. The transcript has 15 exons. Gene Ontology annotation, molecular function: oxidoreductase activity, acting on single donors with incorporation of molecular oxygen; zinc ion binding; ATP binding. The record is from RefSeq and is a predicted model, not a curated record. NCBI's taxonomy places the organism in Eukaryota, Fungi, Ascomycota, Eurotiomycetes, Eurotiales, Trichocomaceae. Gene Ontology annotation, cellular component: membrane. The coding region runs from base 1 to 5175 and encodes 1724 amino acids. Gene Ontology annotation, biological process: transmembrane transport.